AUGGCUGCUCAGAGAGCAGCCAAAUGGGACCCUGAAUGGGUGCUUCAGAGGCCGCAGCAUAUCCCAGCAACUGUCUGGGUGGCCAAGGGUGAGGGGAAGAUUAUAAAUAUCACAACUAACAUAAAAACACUUACUGACACAUUGAAAAACAUAACUAGCACCGUAGAAGAAAUGGAGAAGAAUGGCGUAAAGGAUGAAGCUGAUUACCUAGAUGUUAUAAAUCAAAUAGAUAACUUGAAGAAAAUGGUUGACGAUCUGACUGAUAUUCUAAAUGGAACUGACAAUGGGAUAGAAAACUUACUCAACCAGGUCAACAAUGUUUCCAGCAUGGUGUGGCAACUAGAAACCUUUGAUAAGAACAAUGUGUUAGUGACACGUAGGGAAUUGGCCACAAUUCGGAAACAACUGGCUGAAUGUGAAGAAGCUGCUGGGAACCCCAACUUUGGCCUCCCUUCGGCUGGCCUCUUGCCUCCUGAGUAUGGUAAAUGUGAAAACAAGAAGUUGUUGAACGUAAGUAAGCCUUUCAUAGUGAAACUCAACUGGCGAGGUUUCAGCUACAAAUAUGGAGCUUGGGGAAAGGACUUUGCCAUUGGGAACAAACAUCCAGACAUGUACUGGGUUGCUCCACUAAACACAGAUGAACGUCUGAUGGAGACCUACCGCCUCUACAAUGCAUAUACAGACCUGCUGUUGUACAGAAAUCAAAUAGAGAAAAGCCUUUCCCAAUAUGUCGGUCUCACCUGGAACUAUAUCAACUGUGGACAAGGAAGUGGAACAAUCUUAUACAAUGGCAGCCUCUAUUACAACUGCCACAACACCAGGAACCUGUGCAAGCUGGAUAUCACCACUCAUGACCUGAAACGCAAGGCAUUAGAAGGUGCUGCUUUCAACAACUGGUUCUCCUAUCAAGGGGUCAAUUGGCAGGACUUUGAUUUUGCUGGGGAUGAGAAGGGCCUAUGGGUCAUUUAUGCCACAGAAAGCAGAAAGGGGAAAAUAACUAUUGCUAAGCUUGACCCCAAUAACCUGAAUAUAAUUAACAAAUGGGACACCUCGCUGUUCAGGCCUAAUGCAACCAAUACCUUCAUGAUCUGUGGGGUCAUGUAUGCUCUCAGGCGAGUGAGUGCACAUUCAGAGAAAAUAUUUUACACAUUUGACACCAAUACAGGCAAAGAAGGGACUUUAGACAUCACCAUGGAAAAGCUCUCAGACAUAGCACAAAGUGUGAGCUACAAUCCCAAUGAUCACAAGAUAUACAUGUAUAAUGAUGGCUACCUGGUCACUUAUGACAUGAUGUUUGAACGCCUGCCUUCAAAAACAAGGCGCAGUGUGGCCAACCAGUAUGAGCCAAAUGCUGUUAUAGCAAUUGGCCAAGGCCAGCAGAAGUAUGCAAUGGUAUGA
Messenger RNA from Sceloporus undulatus (fence lizard), 1398 nucleotides. Its product is annotated as olfactomedin-4-like. The transcript is spliced from 4 exons. The coding region runs from base 1 to 1398 and encodes 465 amino acids. Lineage: Eukaryota; Metazoa; Chordata; Lepidosauria; Squamata; Phrynosomatidae. Gene Ontology annotation, biological process: signal transduction. The record is from RefSeq and is a predicted model, not a curated record.